AAACACAUAGAGUUAGAAGACAUAUUAUACGUUAGUUGUAAUAAAUUUAAGUAUUUAAAAUUUUAAUGGAUAUAGACGAAUUUUAGUUUAGUAUAGAUAAUUGAAAAUUAAACGUGAAAAGAUAGAUUUCCUAUUAUAAUAACUCGUGUGGUUGCAUUCACCUAGAGAGAGAGAAAGGAAAAUAAUUCUUUCUAGUUUCUGGUAGAGAGAGAAAGUGAACUUUAGCUCUUUCUGUGUACUCCUUUAUCGUUUCUGAACUUCAAUACCUUUUCCUUUCACUUCUCAGAACACCACCGUCUGAGUUGUCUUUCACUCAAAAACCUUCUUUUUUUAUUUUUCAUAUAUAUGUCUCUGACUCUACAGUCUCUUGAUUUUACUAGCUGAAAGAAACAUCGUUAAAAGCUAAUUGUUGAGUGUGUCGAAGUUAGGAAGUCAUGGCAGGAGGAGCUCCGGCGCCUAAAGCAGAUGAACCACAGCCACAUCCACCGAAGGAUCAGUUACCAAAUGUUUCUUACUGCAUAACAAGUCCUCCUCCUUGGCCUGAGGCCAUUCUUCUUGGUUUUCAACAUUAUCUUGUGAUGCUGGGUACAACCGUGUUAAUUCCUACUUCUCUUGUUCCUCAGAUGGGAGGUGGUAAUGAGGAGAAAGCAAAAGUUAUCCAAACAGUACUCUUUGUGGCCGGAAUCAACACAUUGGUGCAAACUUUGUUUGGAAGCCGAUUGCCUGCAGUAAUCGGAGGGUCUUAUACCUUCGUUCCGACAACAAUCUCAAUCAUUCUUGCUGGUCGAUUCAAUGAUGAGCCAGAUCCUAUAGAGAAAUUCAAGAAGAUAAUGCGGGCAAUCCAAGGUGCUCUUAUUGUCGCUUCAACCCUUCAAAUAGUACUAGGGUUUAGUGGUCUUUGGCGUAAUGUUGCAAGGUUCCUAAGUCCACUUUCAGCAGUUCCUUUGGUAUCUCUUGUUGGUUUUGGGCUGUAUGAGUUGGGCUUUCCUGGGGUUGCUCAAUGUGUAGAGAUUGGAUUGCCAGAGCUUGUAUUGCUAAUAUUUGUUUCUCAGUUUGUACCUCAUGUGCUCCAUUCAGGAAAACACGUCUUCGACCGGUUUUCUGUUUUAUUCACAGUUGCAAUUGUGUGGUUAUAUGCUUAUAUCCUCACUGUUGGAGGGGCUUAUAACCAUGUGAAACAUAAAACACAGAUAACCUGCCGCACUGAUCGUGCUGGCCUGAUAGAUGCUGCUCCAUGGAUACGAGUUCCAUAUCCAUUUCAAUGGGGUGCACCUACAUUUGAUGCAGGUGAAGCCUUUGCCAUGAUGAUGGCAUCCUUUGUUACCCUAGUAGAGUCCAGUGGAGCUUUUAUUGCUGUUUAUCGGUUCGCAAGUGCAACCCCAACACCGCCGUCUAUUCUAAGUCGGGGUAUUGGUUGGCAGGGUGUUGGCAUUCUGUUAUCAGGAUUGUUUGGAACUGGCAUUGGAUCUUCUGUUUCUAUAGAAAAUGCUGGUCUUUUGGCUUUGACACGUGUCGGCAGUCGAAGAGUGGUGCAAAUAUCCGCAGGAUUUAUGAUUUUCUUUUCAAUUCUAGGGAAAUUCGGAGCAGUAUUCGCUUCCAUUCCUCCUCCCAUUGUUGCUGCACUAUACUGCUUGUUCUUUGCUUACGUUGGUUCGGGUGGUCUAAGUUUUCUUCAAUUCUGCAACCUCAAUAGUUUUAGGACAAAGUUUGUAUUAGGCUUUUCUAUCUUCCUGGGCUUAUCUAUCCCACAGUACUUCAACGAGUACACAUCAAUUAACGGUUUUGGUCCGGUUCACACGGGAGCAAGAUGGUUCAAUGAUAUAGUAAAUGUGCCAUUCCAAUCAAAAGCAUUUGUUGCUGGAGUUGUGGCAUAUUUCCUGGAUAACACACUACAUAAGAAGGAAUCCUCUAUCCGGAAAGAUAGAGGAAAACAUUGGUGGGACAAGUAUAGGUCCUUUAAGACCGACACAAGAAGUGAGGAGUUUUAUUCAUUGCCUUUCAAUCUAAACAAAUACUUCCCAUCUGUGUAAUGUAGGUUGUUUCAUCUCUCAAAAAUGUCCUGAUUUGAUCUUGAAAUAGGAUCUUAUUACAGGAUACAGUUAAAUAUAUCAAGUUAACUCUCACUUGCUAUAGAAUAGUACAAAACAUUUGGUUUAUAAUGUAAAAACAUUUGUUUUAUUGUUUUUCAUUCUGUAAAUGCUGACUUGGGAAAUGGAUUCACGGUAUUAGUGUAUGCUUUAUUUAUCAUUCAUUUGAUAUAUCACCACGUUCACCUUCGAAUCA
Cicer arietinum (chickpea) is the source of this 2283-nucleotide messenger RNA. RefSeq names its product nucleobase-ascorbate transporter 6-like. Lineage: Eukaryota; Viridiplantae; Streptophyta; Magnoliopsida; Fabales; Fabaceae. Gene Ontology annotation, molecular function: transmembrane transporter activity. The record is from RefSeq and is a predicted model, not a curated record. Gene Ontology annotation, biological process: transmembrane transport. Gene Ontology annotation, cellular component: membrane.